Molecule: messenger RNA, 2560 nt
Organism: Petromyzon marinus (sea lamprey)
Lineage: Eukaryota; Metazoa; Chordata; Hyperoartia; Petromyzontiformes; Petromyzontidae
Gene: PTDSS2
Product: phosphatidylserine synthase 2
Biological process (GO): phosphatidylserine biosynthetic process
Molecular function (GO): L-serine-phosphatidylethanolamine phosphatidyltransferase activity
Source: RefSeq, a predicted model, not a curated record
UGCCGUAAUCGACUCACGCACGUGAAAGUGUGGUGGAAUCGAUUCCGCAGGUGGCGCGUGUGUGAGCAGUCAGCCCCGGGGUCGUCUCGGCACCCCCCCCAUCACCACCACCACCACCGCGGUGUCCGUGUCGCCACCUCGCGUCUCUUCUCUCAGUGUGCUGCCCCCCCCCACCCCGCUUGACAUGGAGGGAGUCCCCCGCAGGCGCCAGGCGAGGAGGGAGCACGCCGAGGCGGUGGGGAACGGCAGCUGUCCCCCGGGUGGGGAUAGCGGGCGAGUCGGGGGUGCCCACGGGGCUGUCGGCUCGUCGGCCUCCCGGUGCCGCCGCUCGACGGAGUCCGAGGUCUACGACGAUGGCACCAACACAUUCUUCUGGAGAGCACACACUCUCACCGUGCUGUUCGUUCUCAUCUGCACGCUGGUCUAUGUCACCCUCAUAGAGGAGACCCCGCAAGACACAAACUACAACACCAAACGGGGCAUCAUAGCCAGUAUACUGGUGUUCCUUUGCUUUGGGGUGACACAAACAAAGGAUGGACCCUUCACUCGACCUCAUCCAGCGUACUGGAGAUUCUGGCUCUGUGUCAGCGUCGUCUAUGAACUUGGUCUCAUCUUCAUCCUCUUCCAGUCGGUGAAUGACGGCCGACAGUUCAUGAAGUUUAUUGACCCACGGCUGGGAGUGCCUCUGCCAGAGCGGGAUUAUGGUGGAAACUGCCUCAUGUACGACCCAGAUAAUGAAGAAGAUCCCUGGCAUAACAUCUGGGAUAAGUUGGAUGGCUUUGUACCUGCUCAUUUCAUCGGCUGGUGCUUCAAGACGGUGAUGAUCCGCGACUGGUGGAUGUGCAUGAUCGUGAGCGUCAUGUUCGAGUUCCUGGAGUACUCCCUGGAGCACCAGCUGCCCAACUUCAGCGAGUGCUGGUGGGACCACUGGAUCAUGGAUGUGAUUCUGUGCAAUGGGCUGGGCAUCUACUGCGGGAUGAAGAUUUUGGAGUGGCUGUCCAUGAAGACAUACUCUUGGCAGGGGCUCUGGUGCAUUCCGACCUACAAGGGUAAAAUCAAGCGCAUGGCGUUUCAGUUCACGCCAUACAGCUGGGUUCGUUUCGAGUGGAAGCCGGCCUCGAGCCUGCAGCGCUGGCUUGCCGUGUGCGGCCUCAUCUUCAUGUUCCUUCUCGCCGAACUCAACACGUUCUACCUCAAGUUCGUGCUGUGGAUGCCUCCCGAGCACUACCUGGUGCUGCUGCGCCUCAUCUUCUUCGUCAACGUGGGCGGCGUCGCCAUGCGCGAGGUCUAUGACUUCAUGGAUGAUCCGAGAUUCAACAAGAAGCUGGGCCAGCAGGCGUGGCUGGUAGCUGCCAUCAUCGUCACCGAGUUCCUCAUCGUGCUUAAGUACGACACGGUCACAAUCCUGAAGCCACUGCCCUUCUACGUGUCGCAGCUGUGGGUGUGCGGCCUCCUCGGCAUCCUCGCCUGGACUGUAUGGCGCUUCUUCAUCAGGGACGUGAAAAUGAAAUGCCGGGAGAUCCGGGCGCAGCACGAGGAGACUCUGAGGAAGCAGGAACGAGGGGAGCUCAACGCCAGCGACACCGCGAGGAGCAAUGCCGCUUCCCUUUCCGUCGACUUCUCCCAAGCGGAGCGCCGGGCGGCCAGCGCUAUGCAGACGGCCACCGCCACGACCACCACAGUCAGCCGGCGGCGGAAAUAGAACACUGGCACAGAAACGUAGCUUCCUGCGUGGCUGGGCCCCAGCUCUGCUCUCUCCGUGGAGCUCCUUGUAUGAGCAGCUUUUUUGAGAAAUUGCCCAGAAACAACAAGAAAUUAAAAUUGGUCUUCCCCCAAAUACUGUUGCGGUUUUACGAAUCGGGAACGCGAGUUUGUGAACCGCCACGUGUGGCCGUGAUCGUUGGUGAGCACUGUCGUGACUGCACGUGCGCUACUGGCGGCCUUGUGUACGUGAAGCUUGCGAUUGCAUUGCCCGGUAGCGUUCGCUGUUUCCUGCCGCCGAGGGCUACGAGCUCAGGAAUGAGCACUAGUUUUGUUGAAGCCAUGGCAGGUUGCCACGGCUCACGUUUUCUUUCGCCACUCGCCCCACACGAUGGUUGCGAGCGUGACCUGGUCGGGUGGACUUAGCUGUUGGCCUCGCUACAGGUGCCCUCAGAGAAAACGUACACAAAGUAUUCGCGUUGUUAUCGAGUCACAGAGCAAAAUUAACGGUUUGCUGUAAGCCUUUAACGGUCACUGAUCAAGUUAAUUUUAUUACAGCACGUGAUUGUUGAUUAUGAAUGUCGAUGUUAGCCGUGUGCUUGGUAUAGUUUUAAAUAAUAUUUGGUGCCGUAAUUCAAUAUCGUUUUAGGCCGCAACCUGUGGAUUUGCUUUACCGUUGGUAAUGUACAGCAGUGAUGUGCAGCAGGAACUUUGCCUUAGAGUCAUGUGAUCGUACAGCAGUGUAUUUCCAAUUAACUUGUGCCUCACACUUGGAUAUGGUUAUAUAUCGACAUGUGAGACUUUAACAUUUAAUUCAUGUAUUCACAGUCAAACAGCUGUAAUGGGUUUUCUAUUUCUU